GUUCUCUCUCUUUAUCUCUAUCUCUCUCUCUCUCUCUCUCUCUCUCUCUCUCUCUCUCUCUCUCUGUCUCUCUGAUAUCCCUAAUCCGGUAAACACCUCAGACGCCAACUCAGUCAUAUAGGGUCUUCCAUCUGAAUCUAAAGUCGUCGCUGAAUUGAAGCAAAUCUCAUUUCAGGUUUUACUUUGACUUUCCGAUCCGAUCCGAUUAUUCAAUUUAUUCACAAGUAUAUGCCAGUGUGAUUUUUGGAGUUUGGAUUCUAUUCAAUUUCGCCCAAACCCUAAACCUGAAAAAAAUAUGAAUGAAUUGAUGCAAGACCAACAUCAGCCGGAAGUCACCACCACGACGGCGGAGUCGCCUCUUCUUCCUCCGCCUCCGCCUCCUCCGCCGCCAACUCAACGGCGGCCGAGGGUGAGAGAGGUCAGCUCUCGGUUCAUGUCUCCUCUCGUUUCAUCGCCCAUUUCUAAACACCAACAACAACAGCAUCAGCAUCAGCAUCAGCAUCAUCAGCAGCAGCAGCCGCAGCGGUCAACCUCGGCGCAUAGGCAGCGGCGGCGGCAUCUGGACAUGGAGCCAUUGUACAGUUCCGAUGACGAGAACAGGCCUUCUGUCACUGAGUCGAUUCAGAUCCAAAACUCGGAGCUGGACCCUCAGUGCAAAGCAGCUCAGAGGAAACUACAGCGUUCUGUAGUGAAGCUUUUCAAAGAAAACAGAGGAGGAAACAGAGCCGAUCCGCCUUCGAAAACUUGCUCUGGAAAAUUCAACACGCCUUCGAGGCCGGACACGCCUACUGUCUCUACAAUUGGUACAACAAUAGCAUCGAGAUUCAGACGAUCUACCACCAAUAUGAGCGCCACGGGCACCGCCGCGGCCAAGCUUUUGCAAUCGAGCGGCUUGUCAUUGUCAAUAUCAGCUCAACCUUCAGAUUCUUCCGAUGAGACUAAUCACAAUCUACGCCCAAACUGCACGGCUCGCUCUCUUCCUGAUUUCCGGUCUUCAGUGCCCGAGGCAGAUAGACUGAUGUCUGAGAAAAAUUGCUCUACCAAUAGGGGUGUUAAUGGAAGCAGUGAUUCUUUGAAAUUCUCUGCUCCAUCGCCUUGUUCUCGUUCGAUGAAUUUGCCAUUAUCAAGUGGUGGUAAUGGUUGUGAAAAGCCUUCAAACUUUGCUCUCCCCAAACCAAACACAAACUCUGUGAAGACGAGUGGAGGCCUCUCUCUGCCUCCAGUCCCACCGCCUGGGGCAAAGUCGUUGGGGGCUGGGAAUGAUGCUAGGAAGGUAAAGAAAGUUUCGACCCAACAGGAAAAUGUACACACUCUCAGAUUGCUUCACAACCGUUAUCUUCAGUGGAGAUUUGCCAAUGCAAAAUCUGAGGCCUCUAUGCAAGCUCAGCAAAGAGAAUGCGAGAGAACACUUUAUUCCCUUGGGGUCAAAAUAUCUGAGUUAUUUGAUUCUGUGAAGAAGAAACGCCUAGAACUUGGGCUUUUGCAAAGAACGAAGACUCUUUCAACAGUUCUUGAAGCUCAAAUUCCCUAUCUGGAGGAGUGGUCUGCUCUAGAGGAGGAUUAUUCAGUUUCUUUAUCAGAAGCAAUUCAAGCUUUGUUGAAUGCCUCACUUCAACUUCCAAUCGGGAAUGUCAGGGCUGAUAUAAGAGAGGUAGGAGAGGCACUGAACUCAGCAACAAAUAUGAUGGAAAUGAUAGUUUUUCAUCUUCAAAGCUUUGUGCCAAAGGCAGAAGAAACAGAAAUUUUAAUUUCCGAACUAGCCAGAGUUACUGGGGGAGAAAAAGCUCUUAUUGGAGAAUGUGGUGGUCUGUUGUCUAAGACAUAUGCAUCGCAGGUGGAAGAGUUCAGUUUGAGGGGUCAGCUAAUCCAAUUGCAUCAUUGCUCUCAUAAAGACAAUCUUGUCAAGACUGAGUAGUACUUCAUCACUGACAUUUUGUUUGUGCUAUCUACAUAGAAUCAAGGAUUUAGCCCAUGA
Messenger RNA from Quercus robur (English oak), 1975 nucleotides. RefSeq names its product protein ENDOSPERM DEFECTIVE 1. Gene Ontology annotation, cellular component: cytoplasm; centrosome; nuclear microtubule. Gene Ontology annotation, biological process: spindle assembly; centrosome cycle. Bases 296 to 1915 code for a protein of 539 amino acids. Gene Ontology annotation, molecular function: microtubule binding. The record is from RefSeq and is a predicted model, not a curated record. The transcript has 6 exons. Lineage: Eukaryota; Viridiplantae; Streptophyta; Magnoliopsida; Fagales; Fagaceae.